This is a messenger RNA of Vespula vulgaris, 1354 nucleotides long. Its product is annotated as venom serine protease-like. Gene Ontology annotation, biological process: proteolysis. The transcript has 8 exons. Lineage: Eukaryota; Metazoa; Arthropoda; Insecta; Hymenoptera; Vespidae. The record is from RefSeq and is a predicted model, not a curated record. Bases 103 to 1269 code for a protein of 388 amino acids. Gene Ontology annotation, molecular function: serine-type endopeptidase activity.
CGGAACAGGAAGGAACGUUACAGAUAUCGUUUCGGUCUCUUCAUUCAUAGAACCAGGGGUGUUCUAUUACUUUGUUUUUUUUUUCUUCGGACCACCAUCGCCAUGAAGCUAGGCACUUUUAUUCCAUUGCUUUGCAUGUUACUUGGUAUCGUGGAAUCUGAGGACGCUGUCGAUUCCGAUUGUGAUUACUUCCAACAAUUAGAACCAGGGCGUAAUUAUUAUGUAUAUAAUCCUAAUUAUCCAGAUUAUUACUUAGGUCAACAUAAUUGUCGAUGGAGAGCUAAGAGUAAUACACGAGUUAAAUUGAAUUGUUCGUUUUUCGACGUUCCUCCGAGUGUGAAUUGUUCAAUGGAUUAUAUAAAAGUCAAAGUCGGCGAUGGUAUCGAGUACGUUUUUUGUGGAUUGGAUUCUUUCGUAGUGGAAUCGAUAUCAUCGGAAAUGACUAUAUUAUUUCAUUCGAGAUACAAUACUUACGGAGGCAAAUUUCGAUGUGAUCUCAGAAUGGUCGAAGAUAGUUGUAGAUGCGGUUGGAAGAAUCCGUCGAGAAUCGUAGGCGGUAUUGAAACAGGAGUAAACGAAUAUCCUAUGAUGGCUGGCAUUGUAAAUUUUCACACGCGUAUUCUAUUUUGUGGUGCAACUAUAAUAUCUCCGCGACAUGUACUAACGGCAGGUCAUUGCGUUCGGAGAGAAGAUCCUGAUGAUAUAGGAAUCAUUGUUGGAGAACAUAACGUAACGACAGGUAGCGAAACAAAUGUAACUAAAGUUCAUCUCGUCAAAGAAAUAAUCAUACAUCCGAAAUAUCAGCCAAAAAAUAACGAUAUAGCGAUUAUUAAAUCGCAAACGAAGUUUGAAUAUUCCAUGAGAGUCGGUCCUGCGUGUCUUCCGUUUUAUUACAUGCAACGAAAUUUUACCAAUCAACUUGUUACAGCCUUAGGUUGGGGUACAACGAGUUUUAGUGGUCCCAAGUCUGAAGUAUUGAUGAAAGUUAAUUUGCAUGUUAUAACACAGAAGAAAUGUGAUCAGAAGUAUCCUAAUAUCACAUCUAAUCAGAUUUGUACAUAUGAUGAGGGAAAGGAUGCUUGUCAGUUCGACAGUGGUGGCCCAAUAUUAUGGCAAAAUCCAAGAAGCAAUCUCAUUUUCGAUCUUGGAAUAAUCAGUUAUGGUUCAACCUGUGCCGAUGAAAAACCUGGUGUUAAUACGAGAAUCACCAAUUAUUUGGAUUUUAUUAUGAAAUCGACUCCCGGUGAAACAUACUGUCAGGUGUAUUAAAGGAGGACUCGGAUCGCAUAUGUGUGUGUGUGUGUGUGUGUAUAUAUAUAUAUAUAUAUAUAUAUAUAUAUAUAUAUAUAUAUAU